AUGGCGGCGAUGAUCGCAAAGAAAAUUCUCAAGGAGACGGCCGGCAACCAAUUUGGAUUAAAGGACCCAUACUUCGAGCAAGUUCCUGCGACGAGACUGGACGGUAGACCAUCGAAGACGAAGACUAAGAAAGUCCGCAAGGCUUUGCCGCCUGGUCUCUCGGAACAUGAUGCCCAGGUUUUGACCAAGGUGAAGAGAAGAGCAUACAGACUGGAUAUGAGCUUUGGUAGUUUUAUGGGGUUGAAGUUAGGAUGGGGUAGCCUUAUUGGCAUUUUGCCAUUCGCUGGCGAUGCUGUGGAUGCGCUCCUUGCGAUGAUGGUCGUCCAUACUGCUAAACAAGUAGAGGGAGGACUCCCGACUCAGAUAUGGGCUACGAUGUACAUCUGGGUAAUCAUUGAUUUCAUCGCCGGGUUGGUUCCCUUUGUCGGAGAUAUCGCAGAUACUCUCAUCCUCGCCAACACCCGCAAUGCCAUAGCGCUGGAGGACUACUUACGUAAGAAGGGCAAGAAGAAUCUUCGCGCUAGCCAUCAACCGGUACCCGCUGUCGACCCCAGCGACCCUGCCGAGUUCGAUCAGUUCAACGCUCAGUCACAAGAGCGCACGGCAGAUUAUCCUCCGCAAGAAAGUGGUGUCGCACCCGCUCAACCGCCACGACCGGGUCAAGCAAGGGUUCGUGACGAUCGACGAGGCUCCGGUAGAGGCUUUUUUGGCCUAGGCAGCCAACGAUCCCGCCCAGGCGAUGUUGAGAUGGGGACCCACUAAGAGCCGAAUACUGUGGGGUUACUUAUGGGAUAAGGUCGCGUAAAGUGCUUGGAGGGGCUGUUACGCGUCAUGCUGCCAUACCGUGGACAUGGGGUUUGACUAUUUGACUUUUUUGGGUGGCAACCUGUGGCAUCGGCGGUCGGUUUGCUUGUCUUCUUAUUAAUCAUUGCGGGUGUUUCAGAGCCAUGGAUCCAUAAUACCCAUACCAUCAGUUUGAUAGAUUCACAUAUUGCGGGGGACAUGGCACAUUCAGGUGUAACGGCAACAAAGACAAGGGGUUUAUAUGCAAAUGAUACCAAAAUACCAGAAACAUUGAUACGGCGGGAAGAUUCGUAGCUAAACACGAGACAGUGGUUGAGAUGGUUAGAUAUCC
Molecule: messenger RNA, 1135 nt
Organism: Annulohypoxylon truncatum
Lineage: Eukaryota; Fungi; Ascomycota; Sordariomycetes; Xylariales; Hypoxylaceae
Exons: 3
Coding region: 1-762 (253 amino acids)
Source: RefSeq, a predicted model, not a curated record